This is a messenger RNA of Paraglomus occultum, 1104 nucleotides long. The record is from the annotation of a GenBank genome assembly. Lineage: Eukaryota; Fungi; Glomeromycota; Glomeromycetes; Paraglomerales; Paraglomeraceae.
AUGGCCGAACGAGUUAUCGUGCGUGACGCUCUGAACGAACUCGAUGAUAAAAGGAUCAAACAAAUCAAACCGUUGAUUCCACCACAAAUCUUAAUGGAAGAUUUUCCGUUAACACUCCAAGCAGCACAAAGUGUGAUUCUCGGUCGAACAAAUGCAGAAGCUAUAAUUAAGGGUGAAGACGAUAGGCUACUGGUUAUUGUUGGACCUUGUUCCGUACACGAUGUUAAAUCGGCUGUCGAAUAUGCCGGAAAGUUAAAAGCGUAUGCAGACACUGCAUCGAGUGAUUUAUGCAUAAUCAUGCGAGUUUAUUUUGAAAAGCCACGAACAACUGUUGGAUGGAAAGGUUUAAUAAAUGAUCCACAACUGAACAACAGUUUCCAAAUCAACAAAGGACUUCGGCUUGCACGCGGCUUACUCUUAGAACUCAAUGAACUCGGGGUACCGUGCGGAUGUGAAUUCUUGGAUACUCUUACACCACAAUUCAUAGCUGAUUUGGUUUCAUGGGGAGCAAUUGGUGCAAGAACUACAGAAUCACAAGUUCAUCGCGAGUUAGCAUCCGGAUUAUCAGUUCCAGUCGGGUUCAAGAAUGGUACGGAUGGGAACAUUAAUAUCGCAAUGGACGCAUUAAAAGCAGCCAGCGUGGGCCAUCACUUUCUUUCCGUUACAAAACAAGGUCUAAGUGCCAUCGUCGCAACUAAUGGUAAUGACAGCUGUCACAUAAUACUCCGAGGUGGUAAUGAGGGGCCGAAUUAUUCUCAGGAGCACGUAAAAGAAAUAAUAUCCACUUUGGCGGCUGCAAAGUUAUGCCCGAGAGUAAUGAUUGACUGUAGUCAUGGAAACAGUCAGAAGAUCUUCAGUCGACAAGUUGAUGUCGCAAAGGAUAUCGCUGAGCAAUUGAAAUCUUCCGUAACGGGAGAUGGCAUUCUUGGAGUAAUGAUCGAAUCACAUUUAAAAGAAGGCAACCAAAAACUCACAUCAGCGGGACCAUCGGCUCUAGUUUAUGGGCAAUCAAUCACAGACGGAUGCAUCAGUUGGGAAACAACCGUAGAGGUCUUGGACAUAUUACGUGCGGGCGUCCAAGCACGUCGAGCACGCAGACAAUAG